CAUAUUAAAAACUAUGUUUUUCAGUAUUUGAGGAGAAACUGUUAGAUUUCCGAGACCCAUUUUUUACAUAGAAAUAAACAAACAAAAUAAAAUAAGGAUUUUUUUUGCUGCUAAUUUUCUCCCAUCAGAUCACUGCAUAAUCAUAAUGCUGUUCCUCUUAUAUCAUCUUUGUUGAUCCAUUUUUUUUUCUCUCUCUUUCUCAAAGGUCCUGUGUCAGGGACUCUGAAGAGAGAGAUCACAAACAUCAAGUACUUACUACUUAGCACAAAAUUCACACAACUCGUGCCGGGGUUCAGAAAGACUGAAACUUUCUCCUUUAAAACUUGCUGGGUAUUAAUGAUCUUUGCCUCCCUGAGUCAUUACAUGAAGAUUCUCAACUUGGGUGUUCAAAAUGUUGGUUACUGAGGACAAGUCUCAUGUUGCUGUUGCUAUAGACAAUGAUGGCUGUUGUCACCGGAGCUCUGCCGGCGGUGAGGGGUGCUCCGACGCUAGCGACCGGACAGAUAAGGAGCAAAGGAGGUCCUCCCAUGUUUCUGGCACUGAGAUUGUGGGAGUGUGUGAGGAGAGAGGAUCAGAGUGUUCAGUGGAGGUGGAUCUGGUUCCUGAGGUUAAGGUGCAUUUGGCCAAUGAGGAGAGGGAUUGUAGGAUUUGCCAUCUCAGCAUGGAUAUGACCAACCAUGAAUCUGGGACUCCCAUUGAGUUGGGAUGUUCUUGCAAGGAUGAUUUGGCUGCUGCUCACAAGCAGUGUGCCGAGGCUUGGUUCAAGAUCAAGGGAAACAAAACUUGUGAAAUCUGUGGAUCAGUUGCACGCAAUGUAGCCGGAGCUAUUGAAAUUCAAAUGACAGAACAGUGGAAUGAGGCAAACGAUGCUUCCACGGCACCAUCAUCUGGACCGGCACCACUGGCAGAAACUCAAAAUUUCUGGCAGGGUCACCGUUUUUUGAAUUUUCUGCUAGCCUGUAUGGUGUUUGCCUUUGUCAUAUCCUGGCUUUUUCACUUUAAUGUGCCCUCUUGAAUUCCCGUGUAACUUGAGGAUGAAGCAGGUUAAGAUGAUGGGGGGUUAAUGGGUUAUUAGACCAAUCUAUGGCUCUUAACGCAGGUAUCAAACUCAAUACCUGUGCCUGCUUAGUUAGUUGGUUGGGAUCUGUGUAUUUCUUUCCAUAUGAUAUGAUGUUCACAGUGUAUUUGUAUUUGUUGUAUUAUAUGGUUGUUCUUAUUUUGCUCAGCUUAGAAUAGCACCAUGGAUGUUUAUCACUAUUUUCUUAAUUAAAUUUUUAUAUCAUUCUCGCUGCA
Molecule: messenger RNA, 1293 nt
Organism: Glycine soja
Lineage: Eukaryota; Viridiplantae; Streptophyta; Magnoliopsida; Fabales; Fabaceae
Exons: 2
Coding region: 392-1015 (207 amino acids)
Molecular function (GO): zinc ion binding
Source: RefSeq, a predicted model, not a curated record